CUUGGGAAAAGUUUAUUCAUGAGUCCUUGAAGAAGAAAUCUGGCAGUUUUACUUCUCCUUCAGCUUAUCUACAAGCACAGAAUCGUGCAGGAAUCAAUCACUUUGGUAAACUGCAAUGGGGCUCAUUACCUCUCUGAUAUGAAUCCCUUUAAGUACGCGACACUGAAGUAGAACUGUACUUGAGUGAAGAAGCUCUAUAUAAAGACAAGCACACAACGGAUCUACUGGCAAUGCCAUCCCCCUGCUGUAAGAUGUGUUUAAAACUGUGGCUGAGCAAAGGGCCUGUGUGCUACGUUGGCAACACUGAGCAGCCAUGAUCUCCGCACUUCCACCAUCUUCUCCCUCAGCUAUAAGGUUAACUCUAAGCUGAUAGUAUGUGGUCAGCAGCAUUGUGGCCCAACAUUCUACUUUACCCUCAGUAAAACCAAGCUGGACAGUUUAGUUAAUGUUAUGAAAAUGGCAGCGGAGAGUUUCCAUCUCCGGACAGACGACGAGCUCCAGGGAGCGACAUCGCUAGCAUCCCUCCAUCUCAGGGACGGCGUUGGGAUCAGGAAUGAGAACACUUUCAACAUGGAGGACAUUCCAGAGCCCAACCCUGCCCUUCCUAUGAUUACAUCAUCACCUCCUAACCAAUCACAGCAGGAGCCAGAGAUUGAUACACCAGCAGAUCAAGUCGAUGUUUCAGAGUUCCUGGAAACAGAAAAGGACCAAAACGGCGGCGAGGGGCAAUCUUGCAUUCGGACACCAGUUCCAAAGGAGCUCUCCUCCCAUGUUGCUCAAGAUCAUGUGAAUCCUGACCUGGAAACCAGCACUAGCAAAGAAGGAGAGAACAACAUAAGCAAAGCUAUGGCAGCCUCUGACAACAGCACUGAUGAUCAUCAGCUGUCUGAUGCAGAAUGGUACUGGGACAACAUUUCAAGAGAGGAGGUAAAUGAGAUGAUGAGAAACACUCCUGAUGGUACAUUUCUGGUACGAAAUGCCUCCAGCAGGAUUAAAGGGGAAUACACUCUGACACUGCGAAAAGAUGGGUACAACCGACUGAUCAAAAUCUUCCAUCAUGGAGGGAAGUGUGGCUUUUCGGAGCCACUGACCUUUCCCUCUGUGGUAGACCUGAUCCAGCACUACCAGAAGAAAUCCCUGGCCCAGUACAACUGUAAACUGGAUAUAAGGUUACUUUACCCAGUUUCCAGAUACUAUCAGCAGCAUGUGAUGGAGAUUGACAUUGCUGCAAUUGGAGAACAGCUGAGGAUAUUUCAAGAUCAAUACAAGGAGAAGAGCCAAGAGUAUGACCAUCUAUUCAAGGAGCUGAACCAAACCUCACAGGAGCUCCAGAGUAAGCGAACGGCCAUUGAGGCUUUCAGUGAAAUCAUUCGGAUCUUUGAGGAGGAGUGUGAAACCCAGGAGCGCUACAGCAAGGAAUACAUUGAUAUGUUCCUCACCUUAGACAGCAGCACAAAAAAUGACAAAAUUCAAAACAACUCUGAUGAACUGCAGUCCAGGGUGGAGGAGAUCCACAACAGCAAGAAGAUAUUGGAGGAAGAACUGAGGACAAAAGCACUGGCUCACAUGGAGGUCGACAGGAAAAUAACAAGACUGAAGCCUGAUCUUGUGCAGCUUAGGAAAAUCAGAGAUCAAUACCUCCUAUGGCUAACCCAGCAAGGCAUGAGACAGAGUCAGAUUAACGACUGGUUGGGUGUAAGAGCUGAUGAAGAAGACCCAUACACCAUUGAAGAUGACGCCCACCAGGAGGAGCGGAGUUGGUACGUUGGAGGUAUGAGACGAAAAGAGGCGGAGGAGCUCCUGAAAGGAAGGCGGGAUGGGACAUUCUUAAUCAGAGACAGCCAGACUCAGAAAGGCUCCUUCGCUUGCUCUGUUGUCGUGGACGGGGACGUCAAGCACUGUGUGAUCAACAGGACGUCUACAGGAUAUGGCUUCGCUGAGCCCUACAACUUGUACUCGUCGCUAAGGGAGCUUGUCCUCCACUACCGCCACACAUCACUGAUCCAACACAACCAGCAGCUGAAAGUAACCCUGGCCUGGCCCGCUUUCAGUCAGCAGUCCAGCUGAGACACACCAGCACGCCACCCUGAUUCCCAAAGUUCCACAGCAUUAGCACAGAAGACACACCCAUAUGGACACAGUUCCCAUGCUGAAACAAAGUACCUGUUAGUAAUUCACAACUAGAAGAACUAACUCUGGUAGGUUUUCACAUUACAUACAAGAAAGCAGUCAGUUAUUAUACGGAUUUGAAACAAAUUAACGUCCUCUGAUUAGGCUUCUGACUUUGUCCACAACUCUAAAAAUGGCAUCUAACACCAGAUUGUUAGGCCUCUCAGAGGAACAGGUAUCCAGUUCUGAAAAUGACACCAGUUCAUUUAAAGCCAACCUGCAGCUCCGCUCCUAGUAAGUUAGCAGUUUUCUGAAAUACGUCUCAUUCACACAUAUAAGCUCAUUCAACAAUGCUUUUCCUGCACACUAUCCACACGUUUUCCAAAACUCUGAGGUGUUACAUGAUCCAAGGGGGAACAGCAUAGACCCUUUUUAGAAUACUUAUAUAUGGUAUACAGUCACAAGGAAAAAAAUGCACCCUUGUUGCUAAUAAAAUGCACACAAUUACUUGGUCAUCACAUCAGCAAGUGUUGCAAUCAUAGAGAUGGUAGAAUAGGACAUUGCUGGUCUGGAGCAUACUUGCCAAGAUAGAUAAACAUCACCAAUGACCUUAAAGAACCAAUUGUUGACACCCAUCAAACCUGGAAAGAGUUUCUAGUAUUUUCUAUAAAAAAAGAAAGAGCUACAUCUCAGACUCUACAGGUCUCAGCCUGUUAAACCUUAAAAGAUAAUACAAUUAGAAAACGACUAAAGUAAAGCUUCUAUGGAAGGACUGCCAAGAGAAAUUCUGGUUCUUUAAUGGUUAAUUGCAUGAUUAAGGUUGCAUCUGAAUGUACCAUAAGGACCUAUGGAGCAAUGUCCUUUAGGCAGGUAGGACCAAAGUAGAGAUGUUUCGACUUGAUGCACAGCUCCAUGCCCAGCAUAUUGGCACAAACAUCCUCAUCUUAACUGUGAAGCACGGUGCAAGAAGGUUGAGGAUUUUGGUUUUUCCCCAGUUCUAGAACCAUUUAGUUGACCGUGAUCUUUCCUGCACAGCAUACGUGUUCCAAAUUGAGCCUCAAACAGAAAUUGUAAAGACGAAUGGGCCAAAUUUCCACCACAAUAAUCCAAGAGGGUGAUAAAGUCAGACAGAAAACAACCACUUCACGUUUUUUGCUGCGAUUGAAUCAUGGGGUGUACUCACUUUUUCCCCCCCCAUGACUGUAGUUCUGCUACCUGUGUUUGUUCUACAUGAAUUGAAGUGGCGUAGUUAACAUCUACAUAUAUUAAAAAACUUACAGAAAGGUCAGCAAAAGAACUACAAUGAAACCAGAUGUAUCUACUUCUAGCGCUUAGCUACUCAAUCCUCCACUGCAAUAUAUAUCUAAAGUAUUUACUGUAGGAACAAAAACCAGAACAAUCUUCUUAAAGGAUACUCCCCAUCCCCCAAAGUUUAAUCUCCCCAUAGUAGUACAUGUCUUCCAUACCAUCAAAUCUGUUUAAUCAGGGACAUAGGAGUGUUAAAGGUGCUCCGAGGGACAUUAAGCUCAGGAAGGGACUCUGCAAACUUGUACAUGAUGGAUACUGCAGGUACUGGGGAGACACUCAAGCACUUUAUCCAGAACAAAACACAACAAACAAAGAAAUUCAUGCUUCUUCAUAUUAUGUCUCAUUUGAAAUGGGACAGUAACAAUAGAAGCAAAGAUCUGACAAAGAUCUAAUGUCUCAAGUUUUUUUUUUUAUUAAUUAGAUUAGUAUACUAUUCUAACCUUUUAUUUCAUUUUCCAAGGAUUUGGACAGAAGAUUUUCUGUUAAGUGUAUAGAUUAUCUUACACAAGGCUAAAACAGCUGGUUUACAGGUCUUUAGAAAUUGUUGAAAGGUGCCUUUAAGAGUUUUACUCCAGCAGUGAUAUUUAUCUUACAGACUACAUUGGUCUGAUGAAAUCAGUAGGUUGUUUCUGGUUGAAUAUGUGGUUUUAAAAACAUCCACGACGAUUAAUUAAAAGAAGGCAAUUGCCUUGCCUUCAGUUUAACAGUAAAGUAUUAAGGACGACCCACAGCAUAGACCCAUAUCAACAUACAAACUAGCAUCUAAGAGAAACUCUACAGAAAGGAGGUCACUGGUAAUUAAGGACAAAGUUAAUUUAAAGGUUAUCUGAAAGUAUCCAGAGUAUCACAGCUAAAAUGUAUGUUUCUGCCGAGGAUAAAUAAAAACAACACAGUGAUUUCUUAUAUUCACUUCUGAAAUUGAAAUGAAAGUUUCUAAUGGUCCGUCUACCAAUUUCAGCUUUAAUUUUGGUGCUUUUACAUUUCUUAUGGGGAUCAUGACCGGUUUCAGAACAGGUUAAUGGUUUCAAUCAAUAUAACCAUGAACAUAAACACCAGGAAGAACAAAAACCAGCUACAGGCCACUGAAAUGCACCCUUGUGUUUGAUACUGCCUUGGUAAGAUGCUAACUCUGCUUUGAAGAACAGGCCCCCAGACCAGGGUUACUGGUCAACUUGGAACCGCACUUGGUCCAUUAAAUGCAAGUUAAAUUAACGCAAGUCAAGUUGACAACACAGAUAGAGGGCGCAUGUUUUAGGACAAAUAUUCAGCUCUAGGGUUGGGCGAUUGGACGAAUUUAUCAACCAUUGACAAGAGGCUGAGCCCCUCAACGAUUGCUUUUUUAAGAGCAACAUUUUGGUUUUUUUGGCCUACGGGUUAAGAGUAAAACAUGGUCGGGCGUAGCCUACUUGACUCAGCGAGCAAUAAACUGCUCAGCGGGAAAAAGUCUUCACAUCGACUUGUUUCAUAUGUGACACACUGUUCCAAGUAGACAGUAGCGAGUGAUAGCAUACUCAGCCGGAUGGUGAACAUAUAAAUGCUUAUGCAAGUUUGUCGUUACUUCUGCACAAAUGGCACACCGCUUUAGUUACAUCCUGUGGUUUACCUCAUUCAUCCGGCUUAAAGCCAAAGUAAUCCCAAAUAGGCAACUUUGUAUUUUGUUUGAUAACUAGUUUCUCCAUUUUUGGACAUUUGUGAUCUAAUUGGCAAAUUAGCCCGUGGCUGUUUACAUUUCUCCGCCCACAAAAAGUAAAAAAGCUUAUCGUUUGUUGGACUGACAAAUAUUGUUGGAAAAAUGUUACAUAUCGCCCAACCUUAUUUAGCUCCACACUUAUUGGCACCCCUGUUAAAGAGGUCUUAAAAAAACCUUUUACGGUAGAAGCAUAAACUUUGCUGCAGUUCUCCAAUGGUGUUGUCCAACCCUGUUUGUCACAAUUCCAGUUUAUAGAUGCACCAUUUAGUAAUUCGAGGAGUGAUUUCUGAUACCAGCUUUUUGUAAAGAUCAACACUUAUCUGCUUUACUUUAAAGGCAUGUUCUCAUGUCUUUCCCAUAUUGAGAAGUGGCGAAGCAAAAUGGGGCUGUGUCGAAUCAUAGCUGUAACUCUGGGAAUCAUGAAACUGCUGAGUACUAAUUAAAAAUUCAGAAUAUGCUCUGAAUAAAUAAAAAAAAUUAAGCCAUAAAAUACAUAAAUGCUUUAUUUACUCUUAUUUUGAAGGGGUUUAACAGGUGCCAGUAAAUGUGGCAGUGGUGAUCUUGUAAGCAACACACACUUCUUAAAAUAACAUUUGUCCCCCCACUGAAUAAAUGUACUCAAAAAAGUUCCCGUUUUCCCCAAUUUUGUGUGUGUGAAGUUAUAGCAUUGCAAUACAAGAUUAAUUUUAUUUAACAGUUUUUAAUUACUAGAAAUGCACUGAUCACCUUUUUCCUUAGCUACAUAUACAGAACUCUAUUAAAUUGUUUACAUCCUCAUGUUUGAAAAUUGUGACAUCUGUUAUAGCCCUGCAUACAGGAUACUAUCAUCCCAAAAAGUUCGAUAAUCCACAGGUACUGUGACGUGAUCCAUAGUACGGAGCAAGUUUUACCUCUAAAAGCUUUAAAAUAGUUACUACCUCAGUUUGAGGUAAAACUCAAAAAAGUGAUAAAGCACUGUGUCUAAGUUAUGAGAUUCUUAGUUUAAAUUUUCCAAGCUUAUUUUCUAUUAUGAUUAUUGGGAUUUCAACAUAAAUUGUUUACAUUUUAGACCUAUCAAGGAAUAUCCAGGAACUCUGGGGGGAACUGGUCUCCAACCCAGGUACUUUGGAUUGUGCAGUCUUGUGUGUGGGGGUGACGUGUUGCUUGUGGCUUACAGUGAAUCAUUUCACACUGUAAAGAGGUAAAAACUAAUGCAAUGAUCAGUAGAUGUGGAGACGCAAGAUUGUCUUGUACAUUAAGAUACUUAGGCGUACACAUUAUUUGACAAUGGCUGAAAAAUACUUUUUCUCUACUAGGAUGGGUCACUUUAUUGCACUUCUCUCUUAAUGGUCAAACAUGUGCUUGAUUGUCAUUACGUACUGUCACUUAAUGUUGUCAGUUCUGUUAGACUGUUACCUGCCGUGAAGUGAGUUUGACAGAUUUUAGCUUUUCUGAUCGUGAAAAAAAAAAAAGUGUUAUAAGUUGCAUGAUCUCGUUAUAAUGCAUAUAAUCUGUUAGGCUGGGUACUGUUUAGAAACCAGUUUUACUUCGACAAUUUUACCACCAGCUAGAUAAGACACUUUCUUUGCUCUUUACCUCAAAAUUAUGUAAAAUCUUUAUUUGUGCUUGCUAUCAUCUAAAGUAGUUUUUCCCUAUUGCACCUAUUUCUUGACACAGUAUGAGCCUGCAAGGCACAUGUUAAAUGUUAGGUGUGCCUGUAACCACAUCAGUCUGUUAGUGUUGCACAGUAUUAAAAUGUGAAGUCUUACAAUGCACAGGUUUUGAGCAAACCACCACACA
Messenger RNA from Girardinichthys multiradiatus, 6886 nucleotides. RefSeq names its product phosphatidylinositol 3-kinase regulatory subunit gamma-like. Lineage: Eukaryota; Metazoa; Chordata; Actinopteri; Cyprinodontiformes; Goodeidae. The record is from RefSeq and is a predicted model, not a curated record. Gene Ontology annotation, molecular function: 1-phosphatidylinositol-3-kinase regulator activity. Bases 451 to 2067 code for a protein of 538 amino acids. Gene Ontology annotation, biological process: phosphatidylinositol phosphate biosynthetic process; insulin receptor signaling pathway. Gene Ontology annotation, cellular component: phosphatidylinositol 3-kinase complex. The transcript has 11 exons.